AUGAUGGUGCACUGUGCCGGCUGCGAGCGGCCCAUCCUCGACCGCUUUCUGCUGAACGUGCUGGACCGCGCGUGGCACAUCAAAUGCGUUCAGUGCUGCGAGUGCAAGACCAACCUCUCGGAGAAGUGCUUCUCGCGCGAGGGCAAGCUCUACUGCAAAAAUGACUUCUUCAGGCGCUUCGGCACGAAGUGCGCGGGCUGCGCGCAAGGCAUCUCGCCCAGCGACCUGGUGCGCAAGGCCCGCAGCAAAGUCUUCCACCUCAACUGCUUCACCUGCAUGGUGUGCAACAAGCAGCUGUCCACGGGCGAGGAGCUCUACGUCAUCGACGAGAACAAGUUCGUGUGCAAGGAGGACUACCUGAGCUCGUCCAGCCUCAAGGAGGGGAGCCUCAACUCAGUGUCGUCCUGUACGGACCGCAGUUUGUCCCCGGACCUCCAGGACCCACUCCAGGACGACCCCAAGGAGACGGACAACUCCACGUCGUCGGACAAGGAGACGGCCAACAACGAGAACGAGGAGCAGAACUCGGGCACCAAGCGGCGCGGCCCGCGCACCACCAUCAAAGCCAAGCAGCUGGAGACGCUCAAGGCCGCCUUCGCCGCCACACCCAAACCCACGCGCCACAUCCGCGAGCAGCUGGCGCAGGAGACGGGUCUCAACAUGCGUGUCAUCCAGGUGUGGUUCCAGAACCGGCGGUCCAAAGAGCGCAGGAUGAAACAGCUGAGCGCACUGGGCGCCCGGAGACACGCCUUCUUCCGGAGUCCGAGGCGCAUGCGUCCGCUGGGUGGCCGCUUAGACGAGUCUGAAAUGUUGGGGUCCACUCCGUACACCUACUAUGGAGACUACCAAGGCGACUACUACGCGCCAGGAGGCAACUAUGACUUCUUUGCACACGGCCCGCCGUCACAGGCGCAGUCCCCGGCUGACUCCAGCUUCUUGGCCGCCUCCGGGCCUGGCUCGACGCCGCUGGGUGCCCUGGAGCCGCCGCUGGCGGGGCCGCACGCUGCCGACAACCCCAGGUUCACCGACAUGAUCUCGCACCCGGACACGCCGAGCCCCGAGCCGGGCCUGCCGGGUGCGCUGCACCCCCUGCCCGGCGAGGUGUUCAGCGGGGGACCCAGCCCGCCUUUCCCCAUGAGCGGCGCCAGCGGCUACAGCGGACCCCUGUCGCACCCCAACCCGGAGCUCAACGAGGCCGCUGUGUGGUAA
Phyllostomus discolor (pale spear-nosed bat) is the source of this 1209-nucleotide messenger RNA. RefSeq names its product LIM homeobox 5 (gene LHX5). The record is from RefSeq and is a predicted model, not a curated record. Gene Ontology annotation, biological process: regulation of transcription by RNA polymerase II; neuron differentiation. The transcript has 5 exons. Lineage: Eukaryota; Metazoa; Chordata; Mammalia; Chiroptera; Phyllostomidae. Gene Ontology annotation, cellular component: nucleus. Gene Ontology annotation, molecular function: DNA-binding transcription factor activity, RNA polymerase II-specific; RNA polymerase II transcription regulatory region sequence-specific DNA binding. Bases 1 to 1209 code for a protein of 402 amino acids.